This is a messenger RNA of Camelus dromedarius (Arabian camel), 8500 nucleotides long. RefSeq names its product ALMS1 centrosome and basal body associated protein (gene ALMS1). Lineage: Eukaryota; Metazoa; Chordata; Mammalia; Artiodactyla; Camelidae. The coding region runs from base 6 to 6248 and encodes 2080 amino acids. Gene Ontology annotation, molecular function: microtubule binding. The record is from RefSeq and is a predicted model, not a curated record. The transcript is spliced from 25 exons.
CCAACAUGGAGCCGGAGGACCUGCCGUGGCCGGGCGAGCUCGAGGAGGAGGAGGAGGAGGAGGCGGAGGAGGCGGAGGAGGCGGAGAACUUGGAAGAGGAUGAGGUGGUGAUGGUGGAGGAGGUGGAGGAAGAGGAGGGGCGCAGGCUGGACGCGGACUUUAACUUUGAGAGCCAGCGUCGGGAGAGUACGGACGACGAGGACGACGAGGAGGCCAAGGCCUGGCUGCAGGCGCACCCCGGCGGGUCGCUGCCGCCGCCGUCGCUCCCGAGGCACCGCUACUCCGAGGGCGAGCUGAGCAGGCCGGAGCAGGUUGUUCCAUUGACCCGUCAUGUGUGGCAACAGCCAUUAUAUCAAGACAAUAGCGGAACACAGAUUUCUGAUACUAACAUGGGCUCUUUGAGAAAAACAGCUCAGUGGGGUUCUGGGGAUGAUCAGAGAACAGAAUCUUGGCAUCUUCUUCCUCAAGAAACGGACUCUUCCCACACCUUGGAUACAACCCAGACCAGGUUUAGUGUGAGAGAGGAAGGGACUGAAGUGACAGACUUUCCCUCUCUUGAGGAAGGUACACUGACCCAAUCAGAAAAUCAAGUGAAGGAGCACGACAGAGAUCUGCUAUGUUCGCCAUUGCUAGUCAUACAAGACAGUUUUGCUUCUCCUGAUUUGCCUUUGUUGACAUGUUUGACAAAAGAUCCAGAGUUUGGGCCUGAUUCCUUAUUUCACCAAAGUGAACUAGACUUUGCACCUCUGAGGGAAAUUCCUGGUAAGCCUGAAGACACUGAAUGGUUUUCUCGACCAUCGGAAGUUAGUGAAGCUUUAUUCCAGGCAGCCUCAGAUGUAGCUUCAGACUUAGAGGGCCUGCAGGGGAAGGCUGAAUCUGACAUCUAUACUCUGGAUGAUGAUACUGAAUGCUGUAGCCUAGAUGAAAAUGCUGUUGAAUGCAGUAAAAGAGUUGCUGGACUACAAAGAGAGAUAUGUGACCAAGGUGACUUGCGCAGUGAGUGCAUUGAGCUAGCAGGUUUAGAGACUUUGCUUGAUGAUCUAGAGAUUUGUGACAGCUCCCUGCACUGGCAGUCUACGGUACAGCUACCAUCCAAGGAAGAGAGCGAAUCUGAGGAGCCUGUAGAUCAUUCUAAUGUGGACAUUAAUCAAUCUUUUUCAUCUGUAUCACCUCCAUUUUUUCCUCAUAAGCCAACUAGAGAGUUGGAGUAUCACUCUUCAGAUCUCAGAAUGUUGAGGGUGUCUCCUGACACUGUGCCAAGGACUCUCAAACAUUUAACAGGAGAUACUUCCAAAGGAGGCAUAGCUGAAAUUCCUCAACCCAACUUGAAACCAGCCUGGAAUCUGAAGUUUAAUAUGGCUCAUGACUGUGGCUACUCCAUUUCAGAAUUAAACGAAGAUGACAGGAGAAAAGUAGAAGAGAUCAAAGCAAAGUUGUUUGGUCAUGGGAGAACAACUGACUUGUCCAAGGGUUUACAGAGUCCACGGGGAAUAGGAUGCAAGUCAGAAGCUGUAUGUAGUCACAUUAUUAUUGAGAGCCAUGAAAAAGGAUGUUUCCGGACUCUAACUGCUGAACAACCACAAUUGGACAGCCACCCUUAUGUUUUCAGACCUGCUGAAUCCUCAGAAAUGAUCAGAAGAAGACAGUGGAGCCCAUCAUUGUGGAGGACCAGGCACAUUAACCUCUCCAAGUCAAGUCUAGACCAGAGCAACUCCCACUUCAGAGUUUGGAAUUCCUCGCAGUUACAAAGUCAUUCCCCAUUUCAACACUUUACAGCUAAUGACUUGAAAAUUAGCGAGGGUCUUCGAAUGCCAUUCCGUGAAAAUUUGGAUCCUUGGCUAUCAGAAUUAGUAGAACCUACUUGUAUGCCACCUGAAGAAACGGAUUAUCAUUCUUCACCACAGGCGCUGCCCCCAGAACCCAUGAAAAAGUUUACUACCUCCAUCACUUUCUCAUCUCACCGACAUUCUAAUUGUUUUUCAGAUUCCUCUUUUCUUAAGGUUGGUGUUACUGAAGGUAGCCAGUGUACUGGAGGAUCUGUGGGGGUAUUUAAUUCCCAUUUCACUGAAGAGCAAAAUCCUCCUAGAGAUCUAAAACAGAAAACCUCUUCCCCUUCAUCGUGUAAAAUCAUUAGUCAGUCACCAGGUAAAGCUGUGACUAUUUUAGCAGAAAGUAGUAGGCAAAGCCAAAAAUUAUCUGUUGAACAUUCUCACCAAGAAGUAAAACUCUUAGAAAGAUCAGAUUUUAAAGACAGUCAUUCUAAGCCCAGUAGCAGUGCAAAUGGUAGCAGUUUCAAGGAAGUUCAUUCUUCUGAUAACCCUACCCUCGUUAGCAUAAGCAGACCAAGUUCCACACUAGGAACAAAAGAGAAGAAUAUAACUAUUACUCCAGAUCUUCCUUCGCACACUUUUCUUGAACAACAAGAGUUCUUUGAACAAAGCAGAGCCCCACAUGCAGAUCACCAUGUGAGAAAACACUCUCCCCCUCCUCAACAUCAGAAUUACGUAGCUCCAAAGCUUCCUUGUCGUAUUUUUCUUGAAAAACAAGAACUCUCUGAACAGAGGAAAGCCCCACAUGUAGAUCAUCAGGUGAGAGAAAACCACUCUCCCCUUCCUCAAAGGCAGGAUUAUAUAGCUCCAGAUCUUCCUUCUUCCAUUUUUCUUGAGCAGCGCCAGCUGUUUGAACAAAGCAAAGCCCCAGAUGUAGAUCCCAUGAAAAAACACCAUGCCCCCCUUGCUCAAGGUCAGGAUUAUGUAGUAGAAAAGAAUAAUCAGCAGAAACCUAAAUUACACGUUUCUGAUAUGAUAAAUGUUGAAGCCAAAUCCAAUAAUGUGGUCUCCCCUUCAAUCCCAGAUCAAUGUACAGUAAUAACAUCCGCAUUUAUUCCACCUUCAAAUAGAAAAGCACUUUCUUACGUUCGUAUAACUCUUUGUCCCAAGACUCCUUCCAAGCUGGAUAGUGGAACCUUAGAUAAAAGAUUUCAUUCAUUGGAUCCUGCCUCUAAAACAAGAAUGAAUAGUGAGUUUAACUCUGACCUACAAACUGUAUCUUCAAGAUCAUUGGAACCAACCUCCAAAUUAUUGACCAGUAAACCUAUAGCACAGGAUCAAGAAUCUUUAGGUUUUCUAGGACCUAAAUCUUCACCGGACUUCCAAGUCGUACAGUCUCCUCUUCCAGAUAGUAAUAUUAUUACUCAGGACUUGAAAACCAUACCUUUUCAGAACAGCCAGAUAGUAACCUCAAGGCAAACACAAGUGAACAUUUCAGAUUUGGAAGGAUAUUCCAGUCCAGAAGGGACUCCAGUAUCUGCAGAUCGAUCAUCACGGGAGAUUAAGGCCCCAGUUUCUUCCUUCUCUGGAAAAAUGUCUUCUGAUGCAGUUACUCAGAUAACAACAGAAAGUCCAGGAAAAGCCAUAUUUUCGUCUGAGAUUUUUGUUAAUGCUAAAGACCGUGGACAUCAAAUUCCAGAGACCAGUACCCAGAAGCUGGGCAAUGUUCCUGUCAGGUUUGCUUCAUCAUCUUCAGUACAACAGAUUACUGUUUCAAAUGGCACUAAUGACCAACCUUCACUGUUGCCAUAUAAGCCUUCUGGUACUAUGAAGAUGUACUAUGUUCCACAAUUGAAAGAAAUUCCUUCUUUGUCUCUGGAUUCCAAAUCAAACACCACCAUUGAGAGCUCACACUCAGGAUCUAAUGAUGCCAUUGCUCCAGACUUCCCGGCUCAGGUGCUAGGCACAAGGAAUGAUGACCUGGCAGACACUGUUAACAUUAAACAUAAAGAGGGGAUCUACAGUAAGAGAGUGGUUUCUAAAGCACCCUCGUCAGUGGGGAAAAAACCCUUUCAGAAAGAUCAUGCAGAUGCUCAAGUUCAAGUUCUCAUCACAUCAGAUGAGAACCUCUCAGAGAAAAACCAGGAAAAGGAGAUCUACAGUAAAAGGGUAGUGACCGAGGCUGUCCGACCUGAAGAAGAAUCCUUGCAGAAAAACACUGCAGUUUCCAGUGAUGCUACUGUCUCAGAGCUCUCAGCUCAAUUACAAGACGUGAAGACUGGUAUCAUACCAGACACCAAAGCCAUUGAACAGAAAGAGGAGAUCCAAAGUAAGAGGACAGUUCCUAAGGAAGCCUGGCCAAAAGAGUCCAGAUGUCAUUCAGAGUAUGAAAAUACUACCCAUUCUGUCUUCAAGUCAGCUAAGUUUUACUUUCAUCAUCCAGUGCACCUACCAAGUGAUCAAGAUUUUUGCCAUGAAUCCUUAGGAAGGAGUGUUUUCAUGAGACAUUCUUGGAAAGAUUUAUUUCAGCAUCAUUCAGACAAACAAAGGGAACACACUUGUCUUCCUCCCCCUUAUCAAAAUGUGGAAAAGACAAAGACAGAUUAUACCAGAGUAGAGAGCCUCAGUAUCAAUGUAAACUUGGAAAACAAAGAAGUGAAGCAUACUACUAAAAGUCAGGCUAGAGAUUAUCCAAAAAGUGACAAGCAAGUUGAUGAUCCAAAAAAGGAUGAUAAGGCCAGCCCACAGCUAACCACUCAGCACCCUGUGAGUUUGAAUGAACUCUGGAACAAGUUUCAGGAGCGACAGAGGCAACAGAAACCUCCUGUCAGUGGCAAGAAAGAACUUUCAUUGGUGGAACGACUUGAUCGUUUGGCUAAGCUUCUUCAGCAUCCCAUCACAUACUCUCUCCAGACCUCAGAAAGCACACAGGAUGAGAGCAGAGAGGAACAAGAUGUUAAGGGAUGGACUGGUAGACAGCAACAGCAGAAACACAAGCUUCAGAAAAAGAAACGGUAUAAAAGCCUGGAGAAAUACCAUAAAAACACAGGUGAUCUUAAAAGAAGCAAGGUGCUUUCUACCCAUCAAGCUGAGAGGUCCAAUCAGAUUAAAAUUGAACAGAUUAAAUUUGAUAAAUAUAUUCUGAGAAAACAGCCAGGUUUUCAUUGUAAUUUAAAUAACACUUCUUCAGAUUCUAGACCCUCAGAGGAGAGUGAUCUGUUCACAGAUACCACCACCAAUAUCCUUUCCACCACCACUUCUCCUGUGGAAUCAGAUAUAUUGACCCAAACAGAUAAGGAGUUGGCUUUGCAUGAGAGGAGCAGCUCUGUUUCCACCAUUGACACUGCCCGAUUGAUCCAUGCUUUUGGCCAUGACAGAGUUUGUCUGUCACCCAGGCGAACUAAACUAUACAGCAGCAUCACUGACCAUCAGAGGAGAUACCUUGAGAAGCAGAGCAAGAAAUACAAGAAAGCACUGAAUACACGUUACCCCCAGAUUACUUCCGAGCACACCAGAAGGAAGCACAUCCAGGUGACAGACCAUAUUUCUUCUGACUCUGUUUCAUCUUCUACCAGUAGUUUCUGGAACUCGACCUCUACCUUUUGCAUCAAGCAAAAUGUACAUAUGUUAAACAAGGGUGUCCAAGCAGGUAACUUGGAGAUUGUGAAUGGUGUCAGAAAACACACUCGAGAUGUUGGAAUGACUUUCCCAACUCCAAGUUCGAGCAAGACUAGAGUAGAAGAGGACAGUGAUGUGACUUCUUGGUCAGAAGAAAAAAUAGAAGAGAAAAAGCUCCUUACCAAUUGUAUUGGAGACAAAAAGUUAAGGAAGAACAAGCAGAGUUGCUGUGAAGGAGUUUCAUGGUUUGUUCCUGUGGAAAAUGUGAAGUCUGUUCCUAAGAAGGAAAACCUGCCCAUGCUUCACGGCCCUGGUGUCGCCUGGUUUGCACCCAUCACCAGUACCAAACCCUGGAGGGAGCCACUACGGGAGCAGAACUGGCAGGGACAGCCCAUGGACAGCCCCAGCUCACUAGCAGGCCUGGGCAGAGAGCCACUGAAGCCAUUUGUGAGAGUGACCCUGCAGGAAUCACUUCACCUUCACAGACCUGACUUCAUCUCCCGCUCCGGGGAACGGAUAAAGCGCCUGAAGUUAAUAGUCCAGGAGAGGAAGAUGCAGAACAUGCUGCAGAGCGAGCGGGACGCACUGUUCAACACUGGGCAGGGAUGGCAGGGCUGCCGGGGCCCCGUGCACCCCCUGCUCCCCAAGAGAGGCUUCCUGGCUGCCCAAAAGAAAAGGCCUAUUGGAAAGAAGGAAAUGAUUCAGAGAUCUAAACGGAUUUAUGAGCAGCUUCCAGAAGUUCAGAAAAAAAGAGAAGAGGAAAAGAGGAGAUCGGAAUAUAAGUCAUACCGGCUGCGAGCCCAGCUGUACAAGAAGAAAGUGACCAAUCAACUCUUGGGGAGAAAAGUUCCUUGGGACUGACAUCAUACAAGUAUUUUCCUCAGAGCCUUGGAAUUAUAUUUUAUCAGCCUGGAGGAGCACAGUCCUUACUUUUAUGAGUCUGGUUUAAUAAAACUUAGCCUGUUGUCAAUGUGUAAUUUAGAGUCCUGGGCAUAGUGAUGACCAAGAUUACUAACAGUUUGGGAGCAGUCCUUUCUCCACAGUGGCCUUGCCCACAGGGAUGUUCGUUACAAUGGUAUUAUCUCAUUCUAGCCAAGAGUGAGUCCAUUUUUGUAUGUGUUUUUAUACUUUUAGAAAAUAAAUAACUUCCGAUUGACUCAUAGUAAAGCAAGCAGCAGGGGAUCAUUUGUUUCCCAUCUGGAGAGGGGCAGGGAGCUAUGCAGUGUCUUCCUGAGGUAUGCGGGGAACCUCAGUCUAAAGGCACCAGCCCUGGGAGAUGGGCUGUGAGAUGAAAUGUGACCUUUGUUUAGAAAUGCAGUUGUGGGCUUUGUGGAGACAGCAUCUGGUUAGGGUCCCCGUAGGGGGGCCCAGAGACUCUGGGCAGACACAGGCACCUUGGGUCCAGAGCCACCUCCUAGCCCCAUUCCAGCUUCCUCUGGCACCACCAGCCUUUGGUAGAACACAACUUGGGAGGCAUUAGACGCUUGAUGUAAAUCAUGACCUGGCCCUGGCCAGUGGGAUGUGGGUUGUGCCACUUCUAGAUAUGGUUCUUGUAAAGCCCACAUGCUGUCCCUUCAGCAGAGACCUUGGGGGCCAGAGCAGAUUGAUGGCAUCUUUGGUCCCAAUCCUUCUCACGUGGAUUCUGACACUCCUCCACACCCUUUCCAUGUGACUUUCCAUUUCCUCUCUCUGAAGAGGUGCAGUUCCCCUGAUGUGACACCUGUAGAGGCUAGACGCUGAAGAAGCAUUUGCUUGUUCCUGCUUUACUUUUGCACCUCUGCAAUUACCUUAAAACCAUGCUGGGGGGAGGUGGCGGGGGUCUUGUUCAAUAAAAUACAGAUUUUGUUUCCCAGGUGAUGCUGAAGCUGCUGGUCCGUGGACCACACACACUUUGAGCAGCAAGGAUGUGGAUCACUGGAUUGAAGGAGACCGUGCUCUGCGCCCUGCUCUCCACAGCAAACUGGGCUGCUUCCCUGUCCAGGCCUAUAAAAUAGCAGACUGGACUAGAAGAUCUCUAAGAUUCCUUUCAGAUCUAACAUGCUGUGAUUCUAGUCUGGUUACCCCUGUGACAGUUGAGUUCCAUCUAAAAUAUCCUUGCCCAGUGGCUGGUCUGGACUUGCACAUUUCUAAUAGUGGGGAAAUUACUGCAUGCAUAUAAGGCGUCCAUCCCGUUUCAUCUUGGAAUCUCUCAGUAAGGAACUUUUUUGUUUUGUUGAAAUACAUCUCUGCAGCUUCCAUACUGUUGGUCCUAGGUUAUCUGUUAGAAUUCAUCACAAUCCUCCCCUACUCACCCCCAUCAGUGCUCUCCCUUCAGGUCAGUGGAGGCAGUGCUGUGAUGAAAUAAUGCAAAUUGAAAGCUCUGCUCCCCGGAAACCACCCCAAGUACUGGCCAAGCAGGGGUCCUUGUACCAUGAGAUGGCUAUUGAGCCGCUGGAUGACAUCGCAGCGGUGACAGACAUCCUGGCCCAGCGGGAGGGUGCAAGACUGGAGACACCCCCACUCUGGCUAGCAAUGUUUACAGACUGGCCUGCCCUGCCUGACUCAUGCUCGCCUGCUUCAGUGGCCCCAGCCCCAGCCCGGAUCCAUUCCCUGCCCUGGGGGAGACCUCGAACAUUCUCCCUGGAUGCUGUCCCCCCAGACCACUCCCCUGGGGCUUCUCGCUCGGUUGCCCCUCUCCCCCCACAGCAAUCCCCACGGUCCAGAGGCCUCUGCAGCAAAGGCCCACCCCACACGUGGCUCCAGUCACCAGUGUGAGAAAGGUGCUGGCAGCAGAAUCUGGCCCGAAGAGAAGAUGACCUGUGUGCGGCUGGCUGUAGGUACAGAGCUGUUUGGAGCAGACUGGCCAGCCUGGCCUCCCUCCCUUUGUUGGACUGGGGGUGGGCUGGGGAAGGGGAGCAGAAGCCCCUCUUAAGCUGUGGCUGCCAUGGUGCUGAGGGACUUGCUCCCAGGACUGGCUGAGACCCCCCAAACCCCUCCUGGGAGAAAACUGGAACCACCCCUGCCCUACCCCCCUGCACUAACCGGCUCUGAGGAUGGCACUGAAGAGCCCCGGGAGGGAACGUCCCGCCCUCGUGACCCCGCGUCAGCCAUUAAAGCUAUUUAACAGCAGCCUC